Myripristis murdjan (pinecone soldierfish) is the source of this 746-nucleotide messenger RNA. Its product is annotated as transmembrane protein 100. The coding region runs from base 296 to 733 and encodes 145 amino acids. NCBI's taxonomy places the organism in Eukaryota, Metazoa, Chordata, Actinopteri, Holocentriformes, Holocentridae. The record is from RefSeq and is a predicted model, not a curated record. The transcript is spliced from 2 exons.
ACGCAUUGGAUAACGGUAACAGGCAAUGAGUCCCUUUCUCCAUUUCAACGCUCACUGUCUCACCAUAGACAGGGUCUGUGGCAUUUUCAGGCUUUCACUGAAACCUCUUGCAUUGCUCUGCUGUAUAGACGUUUAUCUGGAAUUAAUCACUUCUAUGAAUUUUCAUCAAACUCCAGUCUCCACUGACCCCUAAACCAACACUGAGCACAGGGAAAAGGGCCGACGUGUCAAAAACUGAGAAGAAAAGAGAAGCCACGCUGUAUGAGAUCUAUCAACCAUCUGACAAGGAAUAAAAAUGACAAGUAAGAUGGAAACACUGGAUCCUUCUGCUUUGCCAUCAUCCACUUCUGCUGUGACCUACAACCCCAAGACUGAGAUUGUGACCUUACCAGGAGGGGUCGUCUCGGUGGCGGGCAUCACCGUGAUGACCGGGGGCGCUGAGCUCUCCUGUGGGUCCUGCAUGAUGGCCUUUGGUAUCUGGGGAACUCUUGUUGGCCUCAGUUUGGUGGCUGUAGGACUGUGGGACCAGUCAAAUCGCUCUGAGGGAAGAACCUCACAGUUGCUGGGGUUGGGGUGGGUGAUUCUAGCCAUCAGCCUUGGGGUGGUGGGCAGUGUGGCAGGAUUUUACCUCCUGACGAAGAGGAGAAGAGAGACGACACGAAGAGGGAGGGAAGAUGGAAAGGAAGUUCUUGUGGAGGAGAGCGUGAGGGUCAUCAAGACAGUUACUGUGUAAGAUGUAAUUAAUG